AUACAAAGUAAUCUCCUACGCUAUAUAGUAACCAGCCAUGAACGGAGAUCCACAUGACUCCAAUGAGUUCUCUAGUGAUUUCAGACCCGUGAGGCGAUUGUCAUCACAGGAAUUGAAGAGUGACAAAUCCUUUCAGAAAAUCAAACAACGAUCAAAGUUAUUGUAUCAACAACCGGAUCAACUGAGUCUGAGUACUUCGGAACAAACAGAGGAUUCUGUUAUAGGGGUUAAAAGAACUGGUGAAUCUUCCAACACAAACCAAUUACUGAAAAAGGCAAAGACUAUUGAAAUUCCAUCUGUGUCUAAGUCAAUUCCAUCGAAUCCUAGCAACAAAGUAGAUAAAUUUGCAAAGAUACGUGGAAUAAAAUUGACGACUUCUCAACCGUUUUCAGCCUUUCAAGAUGUUUCCUUCGGUGUAGAGAGGUCAAGUGAUCGCAUACGUGUCCCCUCAACUAAAAUUACAAUUCCUAAGGAUCCUAUAACUAAUCCUGCCAUAGUUUCGAAAGACGACUUAGAAACAGUAACUAAUGGUACUAAACCACUAAGUGUGUCAGAUGGCAUUGAAAAUGAUUUGGUUAAUGAUACGGAAAUAGAAGGUAACGGUGAACUUAAAAAAGCAGACUUAUCAGAUGUAGAUUCUGUCAAGAACUAUGUUUUAUCACAAUUAAUAGGUAAAUUUACUAAAGUCAGAGAAGCUAGUUUACUUCGUGAAAAGUACUCUGAAAUCUAUAAUAUGUUUGAGAAUACUGUUGUUCAUAAUGAAGGUCAUUCAGCCUUGUUAUUUGGAUCUCGGAAGUCAGGUAAAACUUCAUUGAUAAAUCAAGCUAUUGAUGAUCUUUCCAAAAAUUAUAAGGAUCAAUUUCUUGUAGUCAAAUUAAACUUUUUCAUCCAUUCUGAUGACAGUAUUGCCUUACGAGAAAUAGCAAGACAGUUAGAUAAAAAGGUGAAAGAAUUAAAUCAUAAUGCAGGAGAUGACAUUGAAUCAGAUUUAGAAGCAGGAAAUUUCGAGCAGAGAUCCAUAAAUGAUACAUUUGCCAAUAUAUUGUCAAUUUUAGACAAAGAUUUACUGACCCAAAUAUCGACACAAUCAAAGAUUCCAAUAAUAUUUAUUAUAGAUGAAUUUGAAAGAUUCACUAAUAGUAGUAAACAGACACUUCUAUAUAAUUUGUUUGAUCUUUCCCAAAGUAGUGAAACUGCAAUUACAGUUGUUGGUGUAUCUUCAAAAGUUACCACUAGAGAACUACUUGAAAAGCGUGUCAGAAGUCGAUUUUCACAAAGAAUUAUAUCGUUACAUAAGCCAAAUACUGUGGAAGAAUUCUGGGAUAAUGCUAAAUUAAAUUUACUUCUCGAUGAAGAAUUUAUCAAUACUUUAGUUGAUCCAAAGUAUGGUUAUCUGUGGAAUGAACUGAUCAACAAUAUUUAUGAAGGUAAGAAUAACAAUGGGGUAUCAUCACUCAGCAAAUUAGUUCUACAUAAUUAUUACACUUUAAAGAAUUUUGUUGAAUUCAAUAAUAAUUGUAUUCCAGUGAUUUCCGAAAUAAGUGAGAAUGAACCAUUUCCUUCGGAGUCAUCAUUCUUGAAGUACACCAAUUGUCAAGAAAUCAAUAAUCGACAAAGUAUUAUCAAUGCUCUAUCUGAUUUAGAGCUUAUGUUAAUAAUUGCUGCAGCUAGAUGUAUUGAAAAGUUUGAUCUUCCAACAGUUAAUUUCAACUUAGCAUACGCAGAAUAUCAAGGAAUGAUUAAAGAAUUUAAUCUUAAUACCACCACUGGAGUAAAUUCUCUUGAUAGUCGAUUCAGAACAAAUUUCAAAAUCAAUCAAAAAAUCUGGUCAUCCAAGAUAUUAAAGAAUAGUUGGGAAACCCUUUAUCGAUUAGGAAUUCUAUUGGAUUCAGCGGGAAUCACCACUAACAAUGAUGGUCACAUUAUAACAAAUGUUAAUUUAAACAAAAAUUUGAUUAUAGAGGAAAACAAAAUGGUCCAGGCAGAUAUUACUUUAGAAGAACUCAGUAAUUUGUUAAAUGAUCUGGUCAUAUUUAAGAAGUUAACUAAGUUAUAAUGAUGUUUUACUAUUACUAUUACUAUUGCUAUUAUUAUUAUUAUUAUUGCUAUUACUAUGUAUUUAUUAUAUAUAUACCCUUACUGGGCUAUUUCUUCAUCAUUCAAGAUAAC
Messenger RNA from Scheffersomyces amazonensis, 2169 nucleotides. It is a transcript of the gene ORC4, whose product is annotated as origin recognition complex subunit 4. Bases 38 to 2056 code for a protein of 672 amino acids. NCBI's taxonomy places the organism in Eukaryota, Fungi, Ascomycota, Pichiomycetes, Serinales, Debaryomycetaceae. The transcript has a single exon. The record is from RefSeq and is a predicted model, not a curated record. Gene Ontology annotation, cellular component: nuclear origin of replication recognition complex; nucleus. Gene Ontology annotation, molecular function: ATP hydrolysis activity; DNA replication origin binding; ATP binding. Gene Ontology annotation, biological process: DNA replication initiation; DNA replication.